CAUUGGCGAACCGCGAAGCUUGUCGAUUCAAUUUCAUCAACGUUCUCUAAGCUUUUCGAUCCUUGCCGCACUUGGUGAUCGCGAUCCAGGACGCAAUAGAGAUUCGUCCGUUACUGACUUGCUCGCAGCUGCGGUUCGCCGACCUUCCAGGGAAACCGAGGAGCGUACCGUGGCGGCAUUGUUCGGUUAAGGUCUUGGUCGCGAAGAGUUUUUUGUGAGGAACGUUUGGUGCAUGGUGCCCGGACGUGGAGCUGUUUGGAUCUCUCUCGGAGAAGCUCGGGCGGAGGAGAGUUUAUGUGUAGCGGAGUGCUUUGUUCUCUGGGUCCGAGAUCGACUCGCAGGUGACUAUCAGUGGAUUAGCAAUGGGCCAGCAACCUGGAGUACAGCACGUUGAUACUACAUGUGGCUCGUUGCUUCGCGAGCUCCAGCACAUAUGGGAUGAAGUUGGAGAAAGCGACGCCGAAAGAGAUAAGAUGCUUUUACAGUUAGAGCAGGAAUGUCUAGAGGUUUACAGACGGAAAGUGGAUAAUGCCAGUCAUAACCGCGCUCGUCUGCAUCAAAUUCUUGCUAACGCCGAGGGGGAAUUUGCAGCGCUCUUUUCUGCUCUCGGUGAACCUACGCUAAGUCUACGAGAAAGACGCACAGGCACUUUGAAGGAGCAAGUUGCCUCGAUUGGACCUCAUCUAGAUGAACUACGCAAGAGAAAGGAGGAACGUGCGAGACAAUUCCGCGAAGUGAAGACGCAGAUUGCCAACAUUUGCGGGGAAAUUGCAGGAUCGAAUUAUUCGGAUAUGUACGAUGAUGAUGAGCAGGACCUCACCCUGAGGAGGCUCGAAGAGUACCAGGCUCAACUAGCCACUCUACAGAAAGAGAAGAGUGAACGUGUGCACAAAGUGCUGGAGUAUGUGAACUUGAUCCAUCAGUAUUGUUCAGUGAUGGGAAUGGAUUUUUUCCAACUCGUCGCUGAGGUUCACCCUAGUCUGGAUGAAGCGAAGGGACUUCCGAAGAGUAUUAGCAAUGACACUCUUGAUCUUCUUGUGAAGACCAUUCAGUCUCUGGAAGCUGAAAAGAGGCAACGAGUUUCGAAGGUCAAGGAACUGGGCACGUCAAUGUUGGAGUUGUGGGACUUGAUGGAUGCCCCAAUUCAAGAACAACAAAUGUAUGAGCAUAUCACUUGUAACAUUGCGGUUGAGGAAGAUGACAUCACUGCUAGGGGAUGCCUCUCCUUGGAGAAUAUUGAGCAGGCAGAGGUUGAGGUCGAAAGAUUACAAUUGUUGAAAACCAGCAGGAUGAAGGAUCUCGUUCUGAAAAAGCGGUUGGAGCUUGAGGAAGUGUGCAGGAAUGCACAUAUGGAGCCAGAUCCAAGCACCGCCGAAGAAAGACUUGUUGCUUUGAUUGAAUCCGGCAUGGUUGAAGCAGCUGAUCUUCUCACUAAUCUUGAGGGCGAGAUUAGCAAAGCGAAACAAGAAGUGGCCAGCAGGAGAGAUGUUAUGGUGCUUAUGGAGAAAUGGAUGUCUGCUUGUGAAGAGGAGGGAUGGCUUGAAGAGUACAACAAGGAUGAGAACCGAUUUGCGAGCAAAGGUGCACACCUCAAUCUCAAGCGUGCCGAGAAGGCGCGCGCAGCCAUCGCUAAAUUACCAGCUUUGGUGGAUUCACUUACGCAGAAGACUCGAGCUUGGGAAGAAGAACGAAAUGCUCCUUUUAAGUUUGAUGGGGUACGGCUGCUUGCAAUGCUGAAUGAAUACAACCACCUUAGAGAAGAGAAGGAGGAAGAGAAGCGGCGAUUAAGGGACCAGAAGAAGCUGCAAGAACAGUUGUUGAAUGAGAAAGAGAGUCUGUUUGGGUCGAAGCCCAGUCCAAGUAAGAUAGCCAUUAACCCUAGAAGAGCUGGCAUCGGUUCUCGAGCCAGUAGUAUUGGUACGCGUCAAGAAUCUGUACCAAACAGGCGGCUCUCUCUUGGGAGUGCUAUAAUGCAGCCAGCAACUCCGGAGUUUACUCGGAAUGGGAGUUUCACACGUACGGGGUCCUCAGUUGGCAAAGACAUGAAGCCAGGGCGACCACGUCCUGCCGCCCCUUCCAACCACAUCGUGAAUAGCAAGGACGAUCCAAGCUCUGCAGGUUGCAAGAAUGGUGUGUUUACCCGUAGUCAGCCCCAAGCACAAGAAUCAGCUGUAGCUUCUCGUCAACCUCUGUGCGCUUUCUCUCCUGCAGCCGCAUUGCAGGAAGUUCAUGUCGGUGAUGCCGGCAACCGUGCAGCCUACUCAGCGGUAAAUAGGCCUACCACCCCCUCAGCUGCUUACAUGAAGAGUCCUAUGAAGACGGCUACUCCCAGCAGUCCCCGGGUUGGAGACUUGGAGAAUACGGUCCCUCGCAUGCAACACAGUCUUGAGUUUUCGUUUGAGGAGCGGCGAGCCAGCGUUCCCUGUAUCGACGCGUAAACCGGAUACUGGGGCAGUGGUAACAGCUAGCAAGCAACCGAUUCAUCGACAGUUUUGUCUACUUACUGUACAUUUAGCCAUCGUGAGGUCUAGGCGAAUUGCCUCAUUGCUACAGUUUUAUCACCAGUCUACUCAACUGGGGUUCAGCAAGGUUUUCGGUUACGGUCAUGCAAGUUUCAGACUAUUGCUUAUUAUACUUAGUGGCGCGUGCCAGCAAAGGAAAAGCGAGUAUGAGUCCUCGAAAGCCUAAGAUUUUCUGUAGGCAUAUGAUCUCAUUCUGAGCCAAUCCAUGUUGGCUCCUCAGUGAAGAAUGUCUUACUUUUGUACAGUUACAAUUUAACGUUGCCUGAGUAUUCUCCCAGCAAAACCAA
Molecule: messenger RNA, 2809 nt
Organism: Physcomitrium patens
Lineage: Eukaryota; Viridiplantae; Streptophyta; Bryopsida; Funariales; Funariaceae
Product: 65-kDa microtubule-associated protein 1
Biological process (GO): microtubule cytoskeleton organization
Cellular component (GO): cytoplasm; spindle
Molecular function (GO): microtubule binding
Source: RefSeq, a predicted model, not a curated record